Messenger RNA from Prorocentrum cordatum, 7767 nucleotides. Lineage: Eukaryota; Dinophyceae; Prorocentrales; Prorocentraceae. The record is from the annotation of a GenBank genome assembly.
AUGGCGGAGUCGAGCGACGAGGAGUUCGCAGUCGACCAGGCGCGCGUGAGCGAGGUUGGGCUCGACGAUGACGGGGAGGCCAUCAGGCGGUCCCGCAUUAGUUGCGCCAACGAGUCGCUGGGUCGCGUGGCUGAUCUGCUCUCGGCGACGCGGCCAGGGAUGCGGCUGUCCGUGCGCCCUGUUCGUGGAGACGGGCUGUGCUUUUUCCGCGCUGCGGCUGCCGAGCUGGGACUUCCAGGCCGCGCGGCUUGGAAGCUGUACAGAUGGACGCUGGUGAAGAUGAUGAAGCAGCGGAACCAGCAAUUGUUCGAGGCGCUGCAGCUGGACGAGUACGCCGUGGAGAGGAGGGCCCGCCUGCAGCAGGUGUUGCCAGCGCAGGUGGCCAGUGGCGUCGCGUGGGGCAGUCUCCCCAACUGGAAGGUGUUCUACGUGGACAUAUGCAUGGGCCUCCAUUCGGAGGACGUGUCGGCAACGCGCCGAUAUGCAGACGCUGUUGUGAUCACGCGCUUCCUGGAGGCUUGUGGCGCUCUCGCUCUGUACGUGCCAUUCAACGCGUGGAGCCAGGCGGCCAUCUUCCCGGACCAGGGGUUGCUGCAGGGACGUGCGCAAAUCCCAGUGCUCGAUUUUGCUUUUGUCCACUAUGACGUCGACGGGUAUUCACACUACGAUGCGGUGGACGUGGCGACGUCAGGAGCUAACGCUCCGCGACCGUGGGAGCCGUCGACCGCGUGCCGGGGGAAGUUCAGCGACCCGUCGUGUUUCGCUGUCGUGGAUGCGCUAUUCGGCGAGGAGGACGUGGCGGCUUUCUGUCAUCAGGCGUCCGGGCGCUUGCAGUUCACUGAGAGGGAGUGCGGCGGGCGCGAGUUCCGGCAGCAACGCGCGCCCGCAGCCGCGGAGGCCCCCGAGUCUGACUCCGACGCCGACCGGGAGUCAUCGCCCUCAGAGCCGGCGUCGGACUCCAAUUCCGAGCUGUCGGAGGCCCCUGCCGGGUCAGAGCAGUCCGACGUUGACCACUUGGCCUGCGGCGCCGACGUGGCGCACACGACGCUGGACGUCGCCCACGAAGCAGCUCGGGCUUUCUCUGCAUUUCUCCGGCAGGACCCGACGCUUCCUCCGCCGUUCGACCCGUCGGACGCCGCAGACAACAUCCAGGAGGUAAUGGACGGAUUGCAGUGGCCGAUCUGCAACUGCGCCGUUCGGCAGCGCCGCUGGACCGGGGAGACGGAAGGGGAUUUGCGGCGCCACGUAAUCAGCUGCCACCAGGCCUGCCUCCCAGCAGCGUGGAGGCAGGGGUGGAACAAGAGACUCGCUGACAGCGCCGACGAUGUCGGCGUCCAUGCCGAGGUGCUGGAGGAGCAGGAAGCGUGGAUCUGGUCCAUCUACUGCCAGGCGGUGGAGGUCCGGGCGCGCACUGGCAUGCCAGCUCUCGGCAUUUGCAGAGACCGGCGGGCAAUUCGCACCAUGAGGCAAGUGGCGAACGAUGCUUGUUUGUCGUCGCUGGUGUGCUUCUGCUGCGGUCAGAUCUACACGAGUGUCGAGGACCCCGAGUCCGCUGGAGUCAGUGAGAUUGGAUGGACGCCACUGCGCGGGCUCUUGCGCAGUUGUCCGCGUGAGCUCCUGGAGUACGCCUUCGGCUUGGACGCGUUCCUGGCGCACUUCCCGCACCCUGCUCCGGACCACCGCGGGACGCGGUCGCACCACUAUCCGACGCAGACAACCGCGUCUUCGCCGUGGGUGCGAACGGUGCGGUGGAAUGGUCCGAACGGAAGCCAGAACUCCAUGCGCUUCCUGUGCUGCCCGGAAGACGUGGUGUGCGACCGUCAGCAUGGAGUUGUUGAUGAGCUGUGCGAGUCGUGCCGCGUACCUCUGUGCUGGCAGUGCCGCGGCAUUUUCGCGAAGACGCGAACGGUGCGGGAGCGAAUCCCGCGUCCCGCCAUCGCCAACGACAAUUUUGUCGGGUUCGUGUCGGCAUGGUGGGAGAAGCACAAGCCCCGGUGGAUCGAGAUGGCCGCGGCCACGCCAGUGUGGACGAGUUUGAUGGCGUUCUACGUCGAGGGCGAUAAGGGCCACCUCAUGAACAAUCAGGCCAUGCAUCCGCACAGUCGGUACGCUGUCCGCGGUAAUCUGGCCAGCUUCCUGGUGCAUUGGGACGACGUCCUGGAGCGCCUGCUCGCCAUCACGGAGAGUUCCAGUGCUGCUGCGGCGCUGCCCCACGACGGCGAGACGCUGGCCCACUUGGUUCGCUUCGAGUUCCGGAUGAAAGACAAGGACGUGUCGAAGCACCUGAAGCACAUGCGCCUCCGCGCUCAUGUGGUGCUGCAGCUCGGCUGGGAGCUCAUCGACCGCGGCCACCCCGCUUUUUGUAGAGAUGCUGGCAAUCCCAUCGCAAUCGCCGCUGCCAAGGAGGCGUUUGAAAGGCGCGUGAAGCAGUGCUACCCGUGGCUCGGCACCCCCCAGGACACCGACGGGAAGGUCCCGCCAGCCGUGGACCGGGCGACGGGGGUGGCGGAUCCGUCCAGGAGCAGUGUGCAGGAUAACAAGCACGCGACUCCGGCGCUGGCCAGCACUGACGUCGCCUCUGUUUUCGACGAUGCCAGACCGACCGCCUGCGCGCCCACAGAUUCGACGUCCCGGCAAGGGACCGCGGGUCAGCGCCAACAGCGAGCCAUGGACGGCGGGCCGGUCGUCCCGUACGUCGCCGACGCGGCCAUGUUGGAGCAGUGGAACGGGAAGUACCCCGCGAUCGCUUUCCCGCACACGCUGCUGUGGCAGAGCGGGGGGCCAGACUUCACGAGGUCUUGGCGCAACGGUGCCGAUGCCGCACAUCGGCGCCGCGCGGUGGGGCGGCCCGAGGAAGUGCAAAACCGGCCGUCCAUCAGCAUGGGGAUGUGGCUUGCAGGCAUGAGUCGCCGAGUGGAACACCAGAUCCGAUCGGACUGGCUCUUCAUCCCAGGCAUGCGCAAUGUCCACUUCCGCUUUUUGGGCAUCACCGCGAGGUUGGGGAGCAAAGUCAGGAAGUACAAGGACGAAGACGGAUCCGCUUUCACGGAGCGCCUGACCACGGCUGUCCGCGGUUUGCACGACCUGUUGGCGAAGGGGUACUACGGGCCGAACAGGCGGCCAAUUGCUGGCAACUUGACGGUGCUGCACAUGGCGCAUGGCCUGGACACAACCCAGAAACAGAUCGUGCACAACAUGCGCUCUGUGACGAGCAGCCUUGCAGGCACCCAGGAGCUGCGUCGCAGGAUGGGCCACGUAUUCCAGUCUGGCGCGAUUGGAUACGGGCACGGGCUUUUCAUCACCCUCUCGCCAAAUGAGAAGCAGUCCUGCUUGGUGAUGCGUCUACACAGAGCACGCCAGGGCGACCCGCUGCUGCGCGCGGGGUGCACAGACGACGCACGGAAUGCCAUGAGGAAACGAUUGGCGUCACGGGAGUGGCCGUCAUUGUCGGAGAGCGCCGACGCGGAGCUCCCCGAUUUCGAUUUGCGUCUGUGCGAAGUGGCCAAUGAUCCUCUCUCGGUCGUUCAGGGCUUCCGCGUCGCCGUGAACGUGAUCUUGGGCCGCCUCCUGGGUCUGCGGUUGUGCGCCGAGUGCGGCGUCGCGCGAAGAUAUCGUAGGCAGCCCCGGUGCUGUUGCACGGACAAGUUCGGCUCCAACUCGCGCCCCAUAGGCGGGAUUUUCGGGGUUGCUGCAGCUUUGCUUGGCGCCGUCGAGAACCAGCACCUAGGCACGCUCCACUUCCACGGGUUCGUGUACCUCGCGAACAUGUUCCAGCACGCACCCUUGACUGAGAUCGCGAGGACAAUUCGGGAGUCCCCUGGCUUGGCGGACGCGGUGAAGGUGUGGCACGCGUGGGUCCACAGGGAAGAGCACUGGGCCCCCGAGGAGCACCGGGAGAGCCUACCGUCGCUGGAGUCUGAGUGGCGGCAGAAUCACCGCGCAUCGGAGCACGUAGGUCUGUGUCGGUGGCCCGCGUAUGUGGACCAUGCCGAGCCGAAGACGAAGUGGGACGAGGGGUGCGAUGCCGUUGCCUGCGACGCCGACGCGGCCACCUUCAAGCAGGCUUACGAGGCAGAUGCGCAGAUGAUUUUCUCGAAGGUCCAGCAUCACCACCAUCCCAACGGGAAGCCGCUCACACACUGCAUCAAGAAAGGCUGCAAACACGGCGACAAGUGCAAGCACGGCUUCCCGAAGACCAUGCUCAUGGCGGCCCCAGAUGGACCGAGAUUCCGCGUUGUGUGCCCUCAGGUGGCCAGGGAAGUCGGGCUUAAAGUGAACGGGCCGAGGAGUGCGUUGGGCGAGAUCGCGGGGCCUCGGAACGACGACUUCCUGAGCGGGACUUGUCCAGCAUUGGCGGUGGCAUUUCGGAGCAACACGCACACGGCGCCGAACAACCGGCUCCCGCUGAUCACAGGCAUUACUCACGACCCGAACUGCCUGUGUCGACACGGCUCCAGAGAAGACACAGAAGAAGGGCACCUUCGACGCAUCGCAUUCGCGGUGCAGCGGUCCAUGUCGAACUCCUCGCGGUACAUCGGCGGGUACAUUUCCAAGGUGCAGCGCGUCGGGAAGAAGGCGCGGGAACUGGCGAAGACCUGCCUGUCCACGCUGGCCGAGCGACUCCAUGGGAAGUCCGAGAUGCAGCAGACGCUCAACACUGUGCACCGCUGCAUCGGGGACUGGGAGGCCAAGGGCGUGGCGCGGACGAUCUUCGAGGAGGUGAACUUGGCGCACUUCGCGGACAGGCCGAACCCGCUCGCAGCGGAGUGCAUCACGUCGUGCCCUGUCGCCGACUUCUACGCGGGCUGCUUCCUCCAGAUCGUGGCCGACGAGACUCGGGCGGGGCGCGCGACGGCGCGGCGCCAGAAGAGGUCCGUGGUGUUCACGGACGCAGGCGAGGUGGCCACUCCGCCGGACGCGACGGCGCGAGCGUACGCCUACCGACCCAAUCAUGCCGAGUUGAAGACUUUGCGCCCGUACGAGUUCGUCCGCUUGUUCGAGGUGGUACCAACGUACCCGCCACCAAGAGAUGCUUCGAAGCCAUCGACGGGCCCGACGGAGUGGAAGGCGAAUUCGCCGCCGGCCGCGGCUGAUGGGCCUCCACGGCCUGGGGUCCAUUAUGUCGUGAAGCCACCCGCGGAGGGAUGCAGGUACUUUGCGCUCGAAGAAGACCCAGACGACAUGGAGUUCGCGCACAUGUACGUGAUUGUACCCCGGGGCGUCCCCGCGCUACCCGUCUUCAUCGGGAGCGCGCCGAGCUUCCGAGUAGCCCUCAAGCACUACCUUCGCGGCCACAUCGUCUCGCCGUCCAACCGCAUCCUGUGGGCGAACGUGCUCCGCACCAUGACGUCGAUGCCGGAGAACGCCGACGAGGGCGAGGACGACCAGGACUCGAAGCCGGUGGAGGCGCUACCCGAGAACGCGUUUCCGGUCCUCAGCCCCAGCAGCAUCAUGGCAGAGUUACGGCGAGUAGACCGAGACGCCGGGGCAGAUGCCGCUGGCGAGGACAUUGGGAACCUCUCCCAUUCGGUGCACAGAGCGCUGGAGCAGAGCAUGUCCUUCUGGGACCCGCCGAACAGGGCGCCCACGUUGAACUUGCCACUGCGACAGUCUGCUCUUCGGCAUUCCAGUGCAAUGCCAGCGGGGGCUCGCGGGAAUGCCCAGGAGCCACCGCGGAAGAUUGCGCGCUCCAAGAUGCGGGAGAAGCUGUACCCUGGCGACGCUGACCUGACAAGCAACAUCCAGAGCUGGCGGAGAGGACUGCAGACGCACCAGAUCACCCCCGACCCGCAGCAGAUGAGCAUCCUGGACGCCGUCGCCGACAGGUGCGUCCAGGAGGCCCGCGAGCAGGACCAGCUGCGCGGAUCGCCAUGCUCCCGGCUGUUCGUUCUCGGCCUGCCGGGUUCAGGGAAAUCGGAGGUCAUCCGGUGGCUGUGCGAGGAGGGCGUGGGGCUGUUCCCCACGUGCAUGGGAUGGGAACACGAGGUGCACUUCAUCAAGACCGCCCCCAUGACUUCCAUGGCGAGCAACAUCGGUGGGCGAACCAUCCACAACUUCAGCAAGCUCGGAAUCGACCUCAUCACGGGAGUCCAGUCCGGCGGGAAGAAGGACCCGGAGUUGUCGGAGAACAUGCUGCACACGAAAAUCCAGCACAUGCGCUGGCUCAUCAUCGACGAGGUGGAGAACGUUUCGGUGGAGUUGCUGGACGCCGUGCACAGGCAGGUGAAGGACUCGACGAGGGACAAGGGAAACCCCUGGGCCGUGGACGCACGCGUUCCAAAACAGUUCGCCAUGUUCGGAGGGCUCAACCUGGUGCUGCUCGGGGACUUAUGGCAGAUACCGCCCGUCAGGAGUCUCAGUAUUGCCGCCAACCCAUUUGUGAAGAGACCCGCCAACGUCGGCCGCAUACUGGAGAUGUUCUGGACAGAGGGCUUGCCGCACUCGGUGACUAACCGCUACGCCCUGGCCCAGUCGCACCGCUGCUCAGACGUGUGGUGGAGAAGCUUUCUCGCCGAAGCGCGCGCUGGGAAUCUGUCGGACAGGAUGUACGAUUUCGUCCACGGCUUCCCCACUGAUGUGCCCGGCUCCUGGAUGCCCGCAAGCCCCGGCAGCGCCGAGGCCUCGACGGGGCACUUCGGCUGCGGGAAGGCGAAGUGCCGCGCGCUCUGGUCAGUUGAGUGGCCACGGAUGUUCGGAGAAGGUCGGGCCUGGGAGGACAUGAAAUCCCUGGAGUGCGCUGAGUGCAGCGCGGAACGCCAUCGGCGCUGCCGCGUCGCCUCUCAGAGCGAUGCCAGACAGCGGGAGGUGAGCACGGCGUUCGCGGACGCGCUGUUCGUGCACCCGUACAACGCCCCGAAGAGCAGGUCGACGGAGUCGCUCUCCCACGCCAGGCAGAACUGGCUCAUGUACCCCGAGAACAAGACUGGCGGAGUUCCGGGUGUGCUGCCGAUCUUCGAGGGGAUGCGGGCGCGGUUCACCACCACGGAGAAUGCGGAGGCGGGAGCCUGCAAGCACUCCUGGGGUACCGUGACGGGCUGGGUCCUCCACCCCGACGACUCGAAGUUGGUGAAAGACCACAGGUCCGAGCCGGAGCUGGUCCUGCAGCACGUGCCCGAGGUGUCCUGGGAUCGCAGUCCCGGCUUCAAGGCCAUGGAGAAGCGCGCGGGGUUCCCGCUGGUCCCGCACUUCGCCGCCACGGCCCACUGCGUCACCGGCGCCACGCUGCCGCAGGCCAUUAUCGACCUCCUGGACGCGCGCACGACGCCCCGCGCAGCCAUGGUCCCCACGGGCUACGUGGCCAUCAGCCGCACCAGGAGGGCUGACGAUCUGAUCAUCACGCAGCCUUUUUCGCCCAUGCUUUUCCGCCAGGGGCAUCAGACGGGCCCAUGGCUCUUGCACUCCCUGACAGCCGGGGAGAUGACGACGGAGCAGGCGGAAGCCGGCUGGGCCAAGGCAGAGAAGGAAGCCGCGUCCAGGUCGUCCAAGAAAUUGGUGGACGUCACUUUCCAGUGCGCCGACUGCCACCAGCGGAAGAGAGCGGGCAACUUCCCAGGCAGCGGCAUGAGAACGAGCGACCCCGUAGAGCACGCCGUGGCGUUGCUGUGCCAGGGCGCGUGGAGGAGGUGCGCCCUGUGCGCGCAGAAGCGGACCUCUGCUGCGGGCGCGCCCGCCGCGGCUGCAGAGCCAUUCGCCGCGAAAGGCAGAGACGUGCUCGUCUGCAAUCGCUGCAAGGAGACUAAAUCGUUAAAGAACUUCAGACGCAGCGAG